Charadrius vociferus (killdeer) is the source of this 300-nucleotide messenger RNA. It is a transcript of the gene S100A13, whose product is annotated as S100 calcium binding protein A13. The record is from RefSeq and is a predicted model, not a curated record. NCBI's taxonomy places the organism in Eukaryota, Metazoa, Chordata, Aves, Charadriiformes, Charadriidae. Gene Ontology annotation, biological process: positive regulation of cell population proliferation; positive regulation of canonical NF-kappaB signal transduction. The transcript is spliced from 2 exons. Gene Ontology annotation, molecular function: RAGE receptor binding. Bases 1 to 300 code for a protein of 99 amino acids. Gene Ontology annotation, cellular component: perinuclear region of cytoplasm.
AUGGCCACGGGCGAGCUGACCGAGCUGGAGACGGCCAUCGAGAAGAUUGUCACCGUCUUCUUCACCUACGCGGGGAAGGAGGGCAAGAAGGGCACACUGACGGCUGGCGAGUUCAAGGAGCUGGUCCAGCUCCAGCUGCCCAACCUGAUGAAGGACGUCCCCUCCCUGGAGGAGAAGAUGAGCGAGCUGGACGUCAACAAUGAUGAGGAGCUGAAAUUCGGGGAGUACUGGCGGCUCAUCGGGGAGCUGGCGAAGGCCAUGCGGAGGGAGAAAGCGGGGAAGAAGAAAACCCCCCAGUGA